GGCAUCCAGUUCCUGAUUGAAAACGACCUGCUGAAGAACACAUGUGAGGAUAUCGCUCAGUUCCUUUACAAGGGAGAGGGUCUCAAUAAGACAGCCAUCGGUGACUACCUGGGAGAGAGGGACGAGUUCAACAUCCAAGUCCUGCAUGCCUUCGUGGAGCUGCACGAGUUCACUGACCUCAACCUCGUGCAGGCCCUGCGGCAGUUCCUGUGGAGCUUCCGGCUGCCCGGGGAGGCACAGAAGAUCGACCGCAUGAUGGAGGCCUUCGCCCAGCGGUACUGCCAGUGCAACCCUGGCGUCUUCCAGUCCACAGACACCUGCUACGUGCUCUCCUUUGCUAUCAUCAUGCUGAACACCAGCCUGCACAACCCCAAUGUCAAGGAUAAACCCACGGCAGAGCGCUUCAUCGCCAUGAACCGUGGUAUCAACGAUGGAGGGGACCUACCCGAGGAGCUGCUCCGGAAUCUCUACGAGAGCAUCAAGAAUGAACCUUUCAAAAUCCCUGAGGAUGAUGGCAAUGACCUCACCCACACCUUCUUCAACCCUGACCGGGAGGGCUGGCUCCUGAAGCUAGGUGAGUCCUGGCAGCUGGGCAGACACGGCCCAGGGAGGGCAGGCUCUCCCCAGGGACAGAGCUGGGCUGUGGGUGCAAUGCCCCCGGGCUGCCUGCACUUCACCUGCUGGCCUGGCUCCUCGGAGCGUGGCCCUGUGGAGGGGCAAGAGGCUGCAGACCGGGGCACAGCCCCCAUGGGGAAGGCGUCCGUACAUCCAGCAGCCCUCCAUCUUCCCCGGCUGGCAGCAGGGAAGCUGUGA
Cariama cristata (Red-legged seriema) is the source of this 813-nucleotide messenger RNA. Its product is annotated as cytohesin-1-like. Gene Ontology annotation, molecular function: guanyl-nucleotide exchange factor activity. Gene Ontology annotation, biological process: regulation of ARF protein signal transduction. The record is from RefSeq and is a predicted model, not a curated record. The annotation marks the transcript as partial. NCBI's taxonomy places the organism in Eukaryota, Metazoa, Chordata, Aves, Cariamiformes, Cariamidae. The transcript has 5 exons.